This is a messenger RNA of Saccoglossus kowalevskii, 1167 nucleotides long. Its product is annotated as neuromedin-K receptor-like. Gene Ontology annotation, molecular function: tachykinin receptor activity. The record is from RefSeq and is a predicted model, not a curated record. Gene Ontology annotation, biological process: G protein-coupled receptor signaling pathway. Gene Ontology annotation, cellular component: plasma membrane. Lineage: Eukaryota; Metazoa; Hemichordata; Enteropneusta; Harrimaniidae.
AUGGCAGUCACUGUGUUACCCGUAGUUGCAUACAACUUUACAAGCUUCUACGAUGACUAUGAAAUACAUAACAUUUCUAAUACGACAGUGGAUGUCGCGCAGUGUUCCGUGUCCGCAUUUGUUCAACCAGUAUUGACACAAUUUUUAUGGAGUCUUAUAUUUGGAGGAUUGAUAAUAAUUGCAGCCGGGGGUAACAUUAUUGUUAUAUGGAUAGUGUUAGCACAUCGAAGGAUGAGAACAGUCACCAAUUACUUUCUUCUCAAUCUGGCAUUUGCCGACGCUCUGAUAGCUAUUCUGAACAUUCCUUUUAACUUUUCCUUUUUGUUGAACAACAUUUGGUACUUUGGAUUCGUCUACUGCAAAAUAGCCAAAUUUACCGGCACUCUCAUGGUUACCGCCAGCAUUUUUACUCUCUCCGCAAUUGCCGUUGAUCGAUACAUAGCCAUAGUUCACCCGAUGAAACCAAGGAUGUCAAAGACAAAAGCAAAAAGUAUUAUUUUCCUGGUAUGGGUAUUAUCUGGUGUAAUCUGUUUUCCUAAUCUGGUCUACGCGCAGCUGAUCUAUAUUCCUUGCUUUGAUGGUGUUCGAAUUGUCUGCAUUCUAGAUUUCCCGGAUGGGAUUUAUAACGAGUACGAUUUCUGGUACAACAUUUCGUGCAUGGUGAUUACGUAUUUUUUACCAUUGGCAGCCAUGGGUGUCUCGUAUGGUAUUGUUGGUGUCAAACUUUGGGGAAGCCACGCCCCGGGAGAGAGUUCGAGCAGACAUAAGGAACAAUUGAAAGCCAAGAGAAAGGUAGUGAAGAUGAUGGUGAUAGUGGUGUUGCUGUUCGGUAUUUGCUGGAUACCAGUACACAUAUACUUCCUACUCGGCCGUCAUCACUCGUAUUUGUACAAGUAUGAACACAUACAAGAAAUAUUUUUGUUUCUCUACUGGGUGGCUAUGAGUAAUUCCAUGUACAAUCCGUUGAUAUAUUGCUGGAUGAAUGACAAAUUCAGAAAAGGGUUUAAAAAAGCAUUACGUUUCCUGCCUGGUGUACACUGGAAGCCCGAGGAUAGCAUCGAUGCACCUAGACCCAGUACGUUAAGCAGUUGUCACAGCAUGAAGCUAUCCAGAAACGGUUCAGUAAUGACGACCGUUGAAGAAUCUCUUGCUGAAAAUGCAUUUUAA